Messenger RNA from Neoarthrinium moseri, 1851 nucleotides. RefSeq lists its product as uncharacterized. The transcript is spliced from 3 exons. NCBI's taxonomy places the organism in Eukaryota, Fungi, Ascomycota, Sordariomycetes, Amphisphaeriales, Apiosporaceae. Gene Ontology annotation, biological process: DNA-templated transcription; regulation of DNA-templated transcription. Gene Ontology annotation, molecular function: DNA binding; DNA-binding transcription factor activity, RNA polymerase II-specific; zinc ion binding. Bases 1 to 1851 code for a protein of 616 amino acids. The record is from RefSeq and is a predicted model, not a curated record.
AUGGAUCUACUAGAUACCACAGCUGCACAACGAAGUAAAGCGACGCGCUCAUCGUUAGCAUGUCUACCUUGCCGCUCGCGCCAUCUCAAGUGCGACGGCAAGCGCCCGCAAUGUAGUCGUUGCAUCGAGGUAGCAAAGCAAUGCCAUUAUGCUCAGUCCCGACGUGGAGGGGCCCACCGAUCGACCUUGGCAGAGCGACGCAGUCAAGCUGCAGUUGUUGAUGGAGUUGCUUCUUUCGAAAAUCUCCCAACGCCUCCGAUAUCCCACCUUCCACCUGCAGACCACCAGAACAACCAGGACCAGAGCCCUGCCUAUCGACUGACAGAUGCCAACCUGUUUAACAUUCAGGAUGAAGACCUCAGCACUCAGAGCUCAGGGACAGUCUCGCCGACAGCACCUCUGGAGCAAUACUACAGCAUCAAGGGAGACAAACUCAUCGACGCAUAUUACCAGAAUUUCCAUAGAUUCCAUCCCAUGGUGCUACCUCAACGGCACCUGAUACGACUCUACCAAGAUCGAGACCGGCAAGACAGCUUCAUGCCCCUAAUUGCAGUUUUACGUCUCAUCGGUCAGUUAUAUGAAUCACAGUUGUGGUCCACCGAGCUGCAGGAGUUCGUUGAGACCUGCUUCGGCCGAGCAUCCCCAACCGAUCCGGUCAUGGCACAAUGCCGGCUACUGUACUCCAUAGUCCUAUUCUGGCAGGACCACAAAGCCAAGUCGCAAUCGGAAUGGAAAGCUGCUGCCCAGCUGGCCCUCGAUCUCGGGAUGCCCCGACAAGAAUUUGCAGUACAGCAUGGAAGCGGAGACCCUGUCCUGACGGAGUGCUGGAGGAGGACAUGGUGGAUGCUCUUCACGAUAGAUGCCUACUAUGCCGGAACAUUAGGAACCAGGGAAUUGACACUCGUGGGAGUCGAGGCGACUGUUGAUUUACCUUGUAGGGAGCCUGAAUACGAGACAGGUGAUAUUCCACCGCCUAAGACUUUGGAAGACUUCAACUGCCGUGAAUUUUUCCCCGAUGCGGAAUUUUCAUCCUUCUCGUACCUCAUAGGUGCUGUCAAAUGCGCUGGCUCGGCAAUCGCUAUGACACCGCGUACUACGGACAAGCAGGCUUCUAUCCAUGUCAUUCAAGAUGCGGAUGCCAUGAUUGAUGGGUGGUUAUUGCUGCUCCCAAAAGACAGGAAGCAGAUUAUGUCCCGAUCAGGAGAAGUCGACGAGCUCAUGUUCCAAGCGCACCUGGUGAUCCAUGUUGCUCUCGUUGGGUUGCAUAGGCCAUUGUCGGAACUGAGAUUCAACGCUGUCGAAGGCCAUUCAAGUUGUGCUCGAGAACCACGGCCAGACAUGGCUGUGACUGAGCAAAUCAGCGUUCAUACUAUCCGGGUGCUGCGAUCAGUAGAGGCUCAGGUCCGCAUUCUAGCACUUCCCGCCCGACCAUUUAAUCACAGUCCGUUCACCACUUGCAUGGUGAGCGAAGGUAUACUCGCGCUACUCUCCGCCUGCAACUUCUUGCUUAAGGGAAAGGAGUUGGGGAUAGCAAGAGAUCAGAUCCGUAUGAUCAUUGGAUGCCUGAAGGCAUUGGGCGAGAUAUGGUCUCGUACAGCAAGAAAUGUAUCGGAAAUUCAAUACAUCGCUCGUCAUGUAUUUGGGUUACAGUCCAAGGGGACCAACGAGAACACCCCCAACUCCAGCGAAGGGAGGAAUUCCUCGAGCGAAGAGAUACAGCAGAGAUCUGGGUCUGAUGCCGAGACGCUAAGUAGUGACGCGUUCUGUUCCAUGGAUGCAAUAGGUGAUCUCUGUGGCUGGUUUAGUUCAGAAGAUCUAUCUAGAGAGCUUACGUGGUGGGCCAACGAAUGA